GACACACACCACCACACCAGCACCAAACAACUGCCAGCAAAAUGAAGAUUCAGAAUUUGCUUAGAUGGAUUGGUCUCACCCUUCCCAUUUACAUCGCCCUCGCCAACCAGAACCAAUCCCAUGCAACACAAACGCAACCCAUUUUAGAUGACCUCACAAUUGUCAGUUUCAUCAAAAAAACCCUCCUUUGGAAAAGUCAUCUGAUAAAAUUCCAGGGCAACAGGCUGCAGCUAUCAGCCCCCACUGUGCUAGCAGGAGUGUUCUGCUUCAUGGCUUCCUCCAUAUCCAGUGCGGGAGGUGUUGGUGGGGGAGGGUUGUAUAUACCCAUUCUGACAAUCAUGGCAGGUUUAGACCUCAAAACUGCCUCAACUUUCUCGGCUUUUAUGGUGGCAGGAGGGUCAACUGCAAAUGUUGUAUACAAUUUGCGUACCACGAGUUCCAAGUUUGGGGGUAAGACUUUGAUUGACUAUGAUGUAGCACUUUUGUCAGAGCCCUGCAUGUUACUAGGAGUAAGUGUUGGAGUAGUUUGCAACCUUGUCUUCCCAGAAUGGUUGAUCACCAUCCUGUUUGCCGUUUUUCUUGCUUGGUCUACCUUUAAGACAUGUAGAAACGGGGUCGGGCACUGGAAAAUGGAAUCAGAACAUCAGGAAACUAGAAAUAGGUGUGAAAAACUGGAAAAUGGAACUUGUGGAGAAAGUGGAGAGAUUAAUGGUCUAGAAGAACCUCUGGUGAGUACAGAAGGAAAAGCAAAAUCGAGGUUUCCAUGGAAGAAAUUGGUGGUCUUAGUUAUGGUCUGGUUUUCCUUCUUUGUCAUCUAUCUCGUUCGUGGCAAUCGCUAUGGGCAGGGUGUCAUGCCAAUGAAGCCUUGUGGAGUAGGAUAUUGGACUCUCUCAUUGUUUCAAAUUCCUCUCGCCAUAGCUUUUACUGCAUGGAUUCUUAAUAGAAAAGAGGUCAUCACAUGCCAAGGUCAAAAUAAGCAGCGGGUUAACAAGUUUAUUUUCCCUUUUAUGGCUCUACUGGCGGGAGGCUUGGGUGGAGUUUUCGGAAUUGGAGGUGGAAUGCUUAUAAGCCCACUUCUUCUUCAUGUUGGGGUAGCCCCUGAGGUAACAGCAGCUACUUGUUCUUUCAUGGUUUUCUUCUCGUCUACCAUGUCUGCGUUCCAGUACUUGUUGCUGGGCAUGGAGCAAACCGGUACUGCCCUUAUAUUCUCCAUCAUUUGUUUCGUGGCAUCGCUUCUCGGAUUGGUGGUGGUGCAGAAAGCCAUACGAGAGUUGGGAAGGGCAUCCCUUAUCGUAUUCUCAGUUGGUAUAGUGAUGGCUCUGAGUGCCAUUCUGAUGACUAGCUUUGGAGCUCUUAAUGUUUGGGAGGACUACAUCUCCGGGAGUUACAUGGGAUUCAAACAACCUUGUUGAAAAUCAAUUUUAACUGCGUUUCUUUUUGAGCUUUGGAAUUAAGACGGAGGGAUUAAAUACUACUUGGUUAUGCUUAAUGUAUUAACUAAACCAUCACACUUACCUUGUAUGGCAAACUGGUCUUGUCCGAUUUUGCUCAGGGCCCAAAGUAGGGCAAACU
Molecule: messenger RNA, 1572 nt
Organism: Theobroma umbraticum
Lineage: Eukaryota; Viridiplantae; Streptophyta; Magnoliopsida; Malvales; Malvaceae
Product: sulfite exporter TauE/SafE family protein 2-like
Biological process (GO): protein ubiquitination
Cellular component (GO): Cul4A-RING E3 ubiquitin ligase complex; membrane
Source: RefSeq, a predicted model, not a curated record